UUGGGCGGUAAAGUGUAAAAAAAACGAGAUGCAAAGAAUUAAUCGUUCGGAAGACAACAGCGAAUACGUUUAUAUUUACAUGUCACUAUACCGCAAGCAGCUCGGUCGUACCGAGAUAAUAAGUAAAUGGUCAUUCUACGCUGAGAGUUCUACGGGCGAGUCUCUCCUUUUCUCUCCUCCCAUGAGAGAAAUACUAGAAGGUUUAUGGCAGUAUGUGAGUCAGCAAAAUUCCGUAGACCAGCGAUUCUCAGCUUUCACUUAUUUCUAUUCAUUGUCGAUUCCUACUUUAAUAUAUGCCAUUGUCUUAUGCGGUCGUUCGAAUUUUCAUCACCAAUUUGUUACAGAUGGCAAACUGAAAGAUGUCGAUGAGUCAUCUACGAAUGAUUAA
Molecule: messenger RNA, 388 nt
Organism: Bombus pyrosoma
Lineage: Eukaryota; Metazoa; Arthropoda; Insecta; Hymenoptera; Apidae
Exons: 2
Coding region: 29-388 (119 amino acids)
Source: RefSeq, a predicted model, not a curated record